UAACGUACAGGAUAGCAUUUAACACAGUCAGUAUUAAUUCUGCCUACUGCUAGGUGUUGUUUUAGCUCUAUAUUAAUAGUUAAAUUAAAUGAGAUGAGGUUUGCAUACAGUAUUGCAUCAUGCCGUGACGGGGCUGGUAUGGGACAGCCAGAUGGAAACUGAAGCGGUCCUGGCCAUAAUUGGAGAUGUGAAGGUCCUGACAUUCUAGCUGCUAGCCGAGCGCAGUGUUAGCUAUGAGCCAGGGAUAGCUGGUGGCUAAUGUACCGAGCAGAUUCUGGAGGAUUACCGAGAACUACGCCACACUUUAUGCCAGCGUCGCUUUUCUGCUUCUUUCUUCCUCUGUGUGUCAUGGCUGUCCUACUCAGACGUGGGUUCGUCAUUGCCCGACACCAUGCCUUUGAACAAGGCAGCAGCUCAGUCUGCCACCGUGCGCUGCCUGCUGUUCUUCUAGCACAGUCCUUGGCUGUAGCCCUGCUGAAGGGCGUUUGGUUCUAGUAGUGGGUGGAAGUGCCUUUCUACAGCAGCCAUGUCGGGCUUCAAUCUGCUACACCUAAUAACCAAGAGUCAACCUGUUGCUCUGAAAUCCUGCAGUCUUCCCUCAGGAGCACGUAGGACUAAGAAGACAUGGCCAGUAAGCUUUUCUCAGGAGGACCUGAGGAAACGCCUUACACCGAUGCAGUACCACAUCACCCAGGAGAGAGGAACUGAGAGUGCCUUUACUGGAGAGUUUGCACAUCAUAAAGAUGAGGGUACCUAUACGUGUGUUGUCUGCGGGGCCUUCCUGUUCAGCUCAAACUCUAAAUUUGAUUCAGGAUCAGGUUGGCCGUCCUUCUUUGAUAUUAUAAAGGAGGAGUCCAUCACUCUGACAGAUGAUUUCUCCUAUGGCAUGCACCGGGUAGAGACUACCUGCAGCCAGUGUGGAGCUCAUCUGGGACACCUGUUUGAUGAUGGUCCAAGACCCACGGGAAAACGCUACUGCAUUAACUCUGCUUCCUUGGCUUUCCAGCCCAAAGACACAGCCGCCUCCACCUCCAGCUCCAUAGCCAGCCUUGGAGCUGCUCAUAGCUCAGAGAGUGGCGGAAAGACUGAGCUCUGAAACAAAGAUACAGAAAUGACAAUGCAGUGACAGCUGUAUAGGGAGAGUCCAACAAUCUGCAUGAAUAAAAUAGUUAGGUGUUUUGCAUUAAUAAUCUACUUUGUGAAGAGAUAAGUGAUAAUAUUUUGAAAGGAACGAAUACACUCAGGCUUCAGUUACUAACCAACAACUCUCUAAUGUAGUCUGAUUCAUUUUUGAUCCUCUUUUACACAGUGCCUACAAAUAAUGUUAGUAUGCUUGCAUACAACCACCAGAAAGAUUUAUAAGCCAUUUAUGGAACAUGAAGUACACCCUUGGCGUAAGAAACUAGUAUUGCACCCUUUAGUAUAACUUUCUCCAUCCAUCCAUCAUCUUUACACCACUUCAUCCUCACCAGGGCCAUGGGGGGCUGGAGUCUAUCCCAGCUGACUCCAGGAGACACCUGGACAGGUCACCAGUCUAUCACAGGACUAUAUAUGGAGAUAUAAACAAUCACACUCACAUUCACACCUACAGACUAUUUAGAAUCACCAAUUAACCUCAGUAUGUUUUUGGACUGUGGAGGAAGCUGGAGAAUCUGGAGAAAACCCAACCAUGCAACCUCCAUGCAGAGAGAUCCCAGGAAGACUGGGAGGUGAACCGAGGAUCUUCUAGCUGCAAGGCAACGGCGCUAACCACAAGCCACUGUGCAGUCUAAUUGUGCAGUAUUACCUAACCUUAAUUCUUCACCCUAAGUCAGCUGGGAUAGACUCCAGCCCCUCUGCAACCCCAAUGAGGAUAAAGUGGUGCAUGGAUAAUAGAUGGAUGUUGAGCAUGUUAACAUUUGUACAGACUUGGGAAAAGUAUGGCACUUUUCAUGUGAACAGGCUCAUAGGCACGUUCAGAAACCCUGGAUUGACUUACCGACUUUAUAACCAGCUUUAUGUGAAUGCUUAGGUUCCAUAUAGUGAAGUCAGAAAUCCUGCUGAAUGCUGAACUCUCUUUAUCGUACAGGCUCAAGUGUUAAUGACAACCAUCCAUGAGACCAUCAUGAAAUAUGAUUUUCACUUCUUUACUUGUGGUUUUCUCUUGCUCCUGGGCUGUGAUGAGGGAUCAAAGCUACAUGUUUAUGAAGAUGUGUCAUGGUUUGGUCUAAAAUACUACCCAUUCAUAUAUGAUUUUUAUUUUCUGGGUUACCAAAUUGACAAGUCCCAUCCCAUCUUGUACCCAAUUGGCUGGCUGAAAAGAGCCCACUGUAAAAUAAUACAAUAAAUGAAAGUGAAUGUUGAUUUGAAUUGUACUUGGGAUGCAUUAGAAACCAGUGUAAUAAGGCAGAUCUAGCACAUUUCCCUGAAAACACAACAGAGAAUGCAGUAGGAACAUCAUUUUAGAGAGAAUGGGAUGAUGGUGAAUGGACAUGCAUACACCAUGGAGAGCUUUGUUAUUGUAUCUUUUGGAAGAUUUUAGUAGAAUAUGGUUUUGAAGUGAUAUUUGAUACUAAGAUGUUGAUUUAAUAUUACCUAUGCAAGUGGCCUUUCAGCAGUGAUAAAACCUACUGUGACAGAUUACAUGAUAUUGUGGACAUAUAUUUGCCCCUUCCUUUUGAGUUUUGUUCACAGCUUGGAUUAUACUAGCCAAUGAGUAAAUAAAAAUAUAUAGAAACACUUUGAA
Messenger RNA from Acanthochromis polyacanthus (spiny chromis), 2725 nucleotides. RefSeq names its product methionine sulfoxide reductase B3 (gene msrb3). Gene Ontology annotation, molecular function: peptide-methionine (R)-S-oxide reductase activity. NCBI's taxonomy places the organism in Eukaryota, Metazoa, Chordata, Actinopteri, Pomacentridae. Gene Ontology annotation, biological process: response to oxidative stress; protein repair. Gene Ontology annotation, cellular component: cytoplasm. Bases 527 to 1096 code for a protein of 189 amino acids. The transcript has 8 exons. The record is from RefSeq and is a predicted model, not a curated record.